Messenger RNA from Zychaea mexicana, 930 nucleotides. RefSeq lists its product as uncharacterized. The record is from RefSeq and is a predicted model, not a curated record. Bases 279 to 776 code for a protein of 165 amino acids. The transcript is spliced from 4 exons. NCBI's taxonomy places the organism in Eukaryota, Fungi, Mucoromycota, Mucoromycetes, Mucorales, Lichtheimiaceae.
AAAUUGCGGAUGUGUUUUUUUUAACACGACGGUGGGACGUUUUUUUCAAUUUUGCACUGGAUUUGGUGUCGCUACAGUAUUAAUAAGCCUGGUCAAAGGCCGCUGAAGCGCGACGCUGAAAGUGCCUUCAGCCUUGGAGGUGAAUGAUCACAGCUGAAGCUACCUUUUUAAGUAAUACGUUCCUUCCUUUCUUUAACAAUCAGCGCAACGCGUCUCCUUGAGCAUCCCCUCCUCCGCGGGAGAUAUCCCGUUCUUUGUUCCCGGACCUUCUGAAACUGAUGUCAGAACCUCGACCCUCGCGUGAAUGUUCGUGCCAUGGCCUUGCAAGGUCAAAGUAUGGACAUUUUACCGAUGCAUACAGCAACAACAAGAAAAGUGUCUGUCGCAAAAUGUCCGAAGCUCUAUUUGGCAUCAGCAACAGUAAUUUCACCUCGAGAGUCUCGACCAAGAUGCAAGAUCUCAAGAGGCAAUGGGAAAGCGAAAGCUUCACUGCCGACCAAUCGAGUGGUCAAGGAAACUUGAUUGACGGAAUGACUUGGUCUGAGUAUAGGGCACACGCUUUACCUCGUCUUGCUCUCGGUGAUGCCAUCUGGCAAGGUCGCGUCUCAGCAGACUCGAAUGUUGCCUAUGACAGCAGCAUUGGACUAAGCUUGAAUGGACAAGCGGUGGAUGUCUCCACCAUUGUUCCUACCCAGGGGAAUCAUCGGCCAGCAACAGAGCUACAAGAAGACAGGCGUAUGUCGAUGAUGAAACACUUUCACAAGUGGAAUCAUUGAUCACGGGUCGAACCCAGGCAGAUAUUGCCAAACAAGGAAGGGUGAAGGCCUUUUACGAGUUGAAAAAGGCGCAGGAAGAUCGACAAGCAGUUCUGGAACGUGCCGCUGAGGCUAAACGCGCCCGAAAACACGAACGCCAUAUGGAGAACGCCCG